Molecule: messenger RNA, 858 nt
Organism: Podospora anserina S mat+
Lineage: Eukaryota; Fungi; Ascomycota; Sordariomycetes; Sordariales; Podosporaceae
Exons: 3
Coding region: 1-858 (285 amino acids)
Biological process (GO): endoplasmic reticulum to Golgi vesicle-mediated transport; intracellular protein transport; Golgi organization
Cellular component (GO): endoplasmic reticulum-Golgi intermediate compartment; COPII-coated ER to Golgi transport vesicle; Golgi apparatus
Source: RefSeq, a predicted model, not a curated record
AUGGCCACGGUACCCUUGCUCUGGGCUCCAAGGGGGAAGGCGACAGAUUGCCAUUUUAUCGAAGCUCCGGUGGAACGUGCAGCGCCCCCCCGUUGUGCCAGCUGUAUUGACUUGAACUCACCACCGACGACGCCAACAUCUUCAUCUCCCUCCUUGCCGACAACAGCUCACUCGAUAUACUCAGACACACAGACAAUGGUUCACGCACGGUCGGUGCUGCAGAAUGUCUGCAGCGCGCUGCUCCUGCUGGCAGUGGGCACCGAGGCCCUGAAGUUCGACAUCCAGGCGGGCAGCGGACACGACAGUCUUUCGAGGAGAUGCAUUCGGAACUUUGUCGCCAAGGACAUGUUGGUGGUGGUUACGGCUAUUGUGGAUGGAUACAAGGGCGAUGGCAUGCAACUGAACAUGCACAUUAUGGACGCGGCAGGGAACGAGUACGGCAAGCCCAAGGACAUUGCUGGCGAGCAACGCACCGUUUUCACCUCCCACGCCGACGCUGCUUUCGACGUGUGCUUUGAGAACAUCCUCACAGGGAACAAAUACGUCCAGAACCCCAACCGUCACGUCGAGCUCGACAUUGACAUUGGUGCCGACGCCAAGGACUGGGCUGCCGUCCAGGCCAGCGAGAAGCUGAAGCCCGUAGAAACCGAGCUGCGCAGAAUCGAGGAGAUGGUGGGCGAGAUUGUCAGCGAGAUGGACUACCUCCGCCACCGCGAGCAGAAGCUCAGAGACACCAACGAGAGCACCAACAACCGUGUGAAGUGGUUUGGUUUCCUCACAACAUUCUUGCUGGUUGGGUUGUGGGCCUGGCAAAUCAUGUACCUGCGGGCGUACUUCAGGUCGAAGCAUCUUAUUUAA